UUUUGUUGCAUGUUUACUUGUAUUUAUUUUGUGAAACUGACAACACCUCAUCCUCACCCGCUCCCACCAGCGGCACCACCAUCACUUGGCAGGCAAACGAGCCGUCUCUACCCGACAUUAUCUCCAGUCAGACUCCGCUGGAAAGGAGGCUGAAAUGACGGAUGCAGCCAUGGACGAGAGACCCGGGGACACUUUAUUUACACCCGAAGAAGCUGUCCAAGUUUAGGGGGAAGCCGGGCGUGCGUUUUCCCCUCUUUACUUUCACCGACCCCCUCCUCCUCCGCUGGCAGAAAUUUAUAAAGAACAAAAAAUCCGACGAGGGAGGGAGGAGGGGGGUUGAUUAUACGCCGAGGCUGAAAUCGAGAGGCGAACCCAGGGAAAGAGGAGUAAUUUCUACACGGGACUUUCCCCCUCUUAAUCCCCCCAAAGGAGGGGGAAAAGUCGCAAUAUUGGAAACGGAAAGGAAUCAGCUUCUGACAGCGUGAAAUCGUUCGCAAUUGUGGAUACUUUAUAUAUUUUUAUUUCGAAAAAAUAUGGCCGAGAACGUUCUGGACUCUGGCCCGCCUUCAGCCAAGAGGCCUAAACUCUCCUCUCCGGCACUUUCUGCUUCUGCCAGCGAUGGAAACGAUUUUGGCUCACUAUUUGACUUGGAGCAUGACCUUCCAGAUGAGCUCAUCAGCGCUAACGAACCAGGCCUUGUCAAUGGGGGAGAUCUCAACCAGUUGCACACCACCCUUGGGGGAGGCCCAGGUGGUCUCGGUCCAGGAGGAGGCAGCGGAGGCCCCGGAGGAGGGAUGGGAUUUGGGCUCGGUCCAGGAGGAGGUGCCGGAGGCAUCGGCGGCGGUCAGGAUGCGGUGGCCAAGCAUAAACAGCUGUCAGAGCUGUUGCGUUCAGGGGGACCUACGUCCACCCCGCAGGGACACCAAGGGGCCUUGGGGAGCACGGGAGGGCCUACCGCUAUUGGACAACACAUGGCAAACAUGAAGGCAUGCCCUGGGCAGGUACCUCAGCAGAUAAUGGGGCAAGGACAACAACACCUCUCCCCCCAGCAGCAGGCGAACAUGAUGCAGCAGAAUGCCGUCGCCGGAAUGAUGGGUGGCAUGAACAGGGCCAUGAUGGCGGCACAGCAGAAAGGAAAUAACGGACAGUCGCAGCCAGGCAUGAUGGGGAACCAGGUGAUGAAUGGUUCUCCCAGGAUGGGCUUUGGAAAUCAAGGGAUGGGUGGCAACGGCAACCUGUUGGCUGAAACGUUGCAGCAACAGGGAGGCGGGGUUCAGGCAAGCAUCAGAGGACAACAACCUGGUGCUUUGAACAAGAUGGCGAUGAUGGGCAACCAGGGGGUGUCAUUUGGCAGUCCAUAUGCAGGGCAGGGGAAUCAAGGCCUCGGGGGUGCAGGACUGGGCCCUCAACAUCAGAAUAAAGGCUCCAUGGCCAACAGCCUGGCUCAGUUCAAUGCGGACAAGAAAAGUCAGCCCAUUCAAGGAAUGGCCACCAUGGGCUCACCGCAGUCUCAGUCGAGUGUAAGCGGGCCCUCGGUUGCGCCUGUGGGAGGGGCACCCGGCAUGGUUCCCGGUGCUCAAGGAGGUCUGGUGGGUCCCGGCACCCAGGUCUCGGCGGCCUCCGCCGCGGCCGGAGCGCCGCCCACCGCUGAUCCCGAGAAGCGCAAACUGAUCCAGCAGCAGCUCGUUCUCCUGCUUCACGCUCACAAAUGUCAGCGACGCGAGCAGGCCAACGGCGAGGUCCGACAGUGCAACCUGCCUCAUUGCCGCACCAUGAAGAACGUCCUCAAUCACAUGACUCAUUGCCAAGCUGGCAAGAAUUGUCAGGUUGCUCACUGUGCAUCGUCAAGGCAAAUCAUCUCCCACUGGAAGAAUUGCACUCGACAUGACUGUCCAGUCUGCCUGCCACUGAAGAAUGCCGGGGACAAGAGGAACCCGCAGUGUGAGUCUCUUCUUGGUGCAGCUGCUGCAGGUCUGAGCAGUUCUCUUGGGUCAGUGCCUGGUAGCCAAGCAAGCGCUCCGAACCUCAAUCCGCCGAGCCAGAUUGACCCGAGUUCGAUAGAAAGAGCCUAUGCAGCACUGGGUCUCACCUACCAGGGAAACCAGAUCCAGGGUCAGCAUUCUCAGCCCAACAUGCCCAACCAAGCCCUCCAAGGACAGCCUGGUAUGAGGCCGAUGAACCCAAUGGGAGCAAGUCCUAUGGGAGUUAAUGGCGGUGUGGGUGCCCCUUCUCAGAAUCAACAAGCCAACUUACUGCAAGACACUAUGAUGCAUCUCAAUGUGAAUAGCCAGGGUUUGUUGAAUGAUGGCAGUGGGGUGGGCUCCAUGCCCACAGCAGGUCCUCCCUCUACCACAGGAAUGAGAAAAAGCUGGCAUGAGGACAUCACGCAGGACCUGCGAAACCACUUGGUACACAAGCUCGUUCAGGCCAUCUUUCCUACUCCAGACCCCGCAGCUUUAAAAGAUCGCCGGAUGGAGAACUUGGUGGCUUAUGCCAGAAAAGUUGAAGGAGACAUGUAUGAGUCAGCCAACAAUAGAGCUGAGUAUUAUCACUUACUCGCUGAGAAGAUCUAUAAAAUCCAAAAAGAGCUGGAAGAGAAGAGGAGGACCCGUCUCCAGAAGCAAGGUCUUGGUCUCGGACCUACCAGCAUGGGUCAAUCUCCUGCUGGACUUCCUCCGAACGGUCCCCUUCCUGACCCAUCUAUGGUACGACCCGCUGGACCGAAUCAAAUGGUCAACAGGAUGCAAAGCCCAGGCAUGAAUCAAUUCAAUCAGAUGGGGAUGCAGUCUAUGGGCCAGAGGUCCACUCCUCCUCUCCCCCCCUUGGGAGCAUCUGGCAAUCAGAUGGGGCUCGUUGGUCCGAGGAUGGGUCAGCCUAACGUCAACCAGCUCCAGAACCAAUAUCUGUCCCAGGGGCAGUUUCCUGGCUCAGGACCUGUGGUCGGAACAACUCCUCCUGGGAUGGCGCAUCCCGGACCCCAGGGAGGCAUGGCACAGACGCAGAUGGGCACUCCUCCCUCUCUCCCAGUUGCGAGUCCUUUAGCACAACCGGCUUCCGCAAGCGGUUCCAGCGGAGUCUCCACGGUGGGGCCCAUGGGUCCUCAGAGUGUCUGUGGCGGAGGCCCCAACGUGACGGUUGGAGCCCCCACCUCCUCGAUGACUCCGAAUGCAAACCAGCAACCCAACUCCAUCCCCCAUUUAGGAGCCAUGCGUGGCAGCUCGCCCUCCCCAGCUCACAGCCGCUCACCGACACCUCACCAGACACCCCCCCGACUCGCCGGCUCCCAGACCCCACAGCCGCACACCCCUAAUGCACCGCAGUUGGCACCACCUCAACCCCCUCAGCAGAACCAGCUUGGUCAGGGUCCUGGCUCCAACAAGCCCCUCCAGCAGCCGCACGUUGGGGCUGGCUCCACGACGCCAUCUCACCCUGGACUUGGCUCAAGCGCAACACCACAUGGCACUCAGCUGCCGCGCACUCCGUUGUCCCAAAAGGGUUCAUUCCAAGCGGACAGUCAGGCUAUGACCCCAGCCUCUGUCAGCAGCCUGGAUAAUUCCUCCCAGCAGGUACAGUCGGACACCACGGCCGCCAUCCCAGAUCAUAAGUCAGAAGUCAAGCAGCAGGACGACGCCGAGGAGAGCGACUCCGGCGGCGGCUCCAAGGGGGGGAAGCUCAGCAAUGUCAAAAUGGAAGAGAGCCCUGUGAAGAUCGAGGUGAAAAAGGAAGAGUGUUCCGCAGAAGGAGGCAAGGUCGUUCCAAUGGAUACUUCGGCCACCCCGCCAAUGUCGGUUGUAAAAACUGAAGACAAGAAACCAGAGGUGAAAAAGGAGUUCAAAGAAGAACAGACGGCCGACACGGCUGUAUCACAGGCACCGGCAAAAAAGAAGAUUUUCAAGCCAGAAGAGCUUCGCCAGGCCCUGAUGCCAACACUGGAGUCCCUCUAUAGGCAGGAACCGGAGUCGCUGCCCUUCAGGAUGCCCGUUGAUCCACAGCUGCUGUGCAUACCCGACUAUUUUGAUAUUGUUAAGAACCCCAUGGAUUUAUCCACGAUCAAACGGAAGCUAGACACGGGUCAGUAUCAGGAUCCCUGGCAGUAUGUGGAUGACAUCUGGUUGAUGUUCAACAAUGCGUGGCUGUACAAUCGCAAAACCUCUCGAGUCUACAAGUGCUGCUCGAAACUGGCGGAGGUCUUUGAGCAGGAGAUUGACCCAGUCAUGCAGAGACUUGGCUACUGUUGUGGACGAAAGCUGGAGUUCUCCCCUCAGACACUGUGCUGCUACGGAAAGCAGCUGUGCACCAUUCCCCGAGACGCUGCUUACUUCAGCUUCCAGAACAGGUACCACUUCUGCGAGAAGUGUUUCAACGAGAUCCAGGGAGAGACCGUGUCCCUGGGUGAUGACCCUACUCAGCCGCAAACAUCCAUCAACAAAGAGCAGUUUGAGAAGAAAAAGAAUGACACACUGGACCCUGAACUGCUUGUUGAAUGUUUGGACUGUGGACGCAAAAUGCACCAGAUUUGUGUCUUGCACAAUGAAACAAUCUGGCCAUCGGGUUUUGUAUGUGAUGGCUGCCUCAAGAAGUCUAAUAAGACAAGGAGGGAGAACAAGUAUUCUGCUAAAAGGUUGCCUCAGACGAAGUUGGGGUGUUUCUUGGAGACGAGGGUGAACGACUUUUUGAAACGUCAGAGUCACCCGGAGGCCGGUGAGGUCUUCAUCCGAAUGGUGCAUGUUUCGGACAAAGUUGUGGAAGUGAAACCCGGAAUGAAGUCCAGAUUUGUGGAUAGCGGAGAGAUGUCGGAGUCUUUCCCGUACAGGACAAAAGCCCUUUUUGCAUUUGAAGACAUUGACGGCGCGGAUGUCUGCUUUUUUGGAAUGCACGUUCAAGAGUACGGCUCAGACUGCCCGCAGCCUAAUCAGAGGCGAGUUUACAUCUCGUACCUGGACAGUGUGCAUUUUUUUCGGCCGCGAAGUCUGCGAACGGCCGUUUACCAUGAAAUUCUCAUUGGCUACUUGGAGUACGCCAAGAAAUUGGGCUACACAACUGGGCACAUCUGGGCCUGUCCGCCCAGUGAAGGGGAUGACUACAUCUUCCACUGCCACCCUGCUGAUCAGAAGAUCCCAAAGCCGAAACGCCUCCAAGAGUGGUAUAAGAAGAUGUUGGAUAAAGCAGUAGCUGAGCGAAUAGUGCACGACUACAAGGAUAUCUUCAAGCAGGCGACAGAGGAUCGUUUGACCAGCGCCAACGAGUUGCCUUACUUUGAAGGUGACUUUUGGCCCAAUGUGCUGGAAGAGAGCAUUAAAGAGCUGGAGCAGGAGGAGGAAGAACGCAAGAGGGAGGAGAACAGCACUUCUAAUGAGAGUAUUGAUGACAAUAAAGGUGACAGUAAAAAUGCCAAGAAGAAGAACAAUAAGAAGACGAGUAAGAACAAGAGCAGCCUGAGCCGAGCCAAUAAGAAGAAGCCGGGGAUGCCCAACGUGUCCAAUGACCUUUCACAGAAGCUCUAUGCCACCAUGGAAAAACACAAAGAGGUAUUCUUUGUGAUCCGUCUGAUCGCGGGCCCAAUGGCCAAUGCGCUGCCCCCCAUCGUCGACCCCGAUCCGCUGAUGGCCUGCGACCUCAUGGACGGCCGCGACGCUUUCCUGACGUUGGCCCGGGACAAACACCUGGAGUUCAGCUCACUCAGGCGGUCUAUGUGGAGCUCCAUGUGCAUGUUGGUGGAGUUGCAUAACCAAAGCCAAGACCGCUUCGUCUACACGUGCAAUCUGUGCAAGCACCACGUGGAGACUCGCUUCCACUGUACCGUAUGUGAGGACUACGACCUUUGCAUCACGUGCUACAACACUAAGGGCCACGAGCACAAAAUGGAGAAGUUAGGCCUCGGUUUGGACGACGAGAGCAGCAACCAGACGGGCGCCACCACUCAGAGCCCGGGAGACUCGCGUCGCCUCAGUAUCCAGCGCUGCAUUCAGUCGCUGGUCCACGCCUGCCAGUGUCGAAACGCCAACUGCUCUCUGCCGUCCUGCCAGAAGAUGAAGCGCGUCGUCCAACACACUAAAGGCUGCAAAAGAAAAACCAACGGCGGCUGCCCCAUCUGCAAGCAGCUUAUCGCCUUGUGUUGCUACCACGCCAAGCACUGUCAGGAGAACAAGUGCCCAGUGCCGUUCUGCCUGAACAUCAAGCACAAGCUCUGUCAGCAGCAGCUGCAGCACAGGCUCCAGCAGGCCCAGAUGCUGAGGAGGCGGAUGGCCAGCAUGCAGAGAGUCGGCAAGCCGGCUCCAGGAGGCGCUCCGGGGGGCAACGGCCUGCCCUCUCCGGGAGCCAACAACGGCGCGACCGGUCCAGGGACGCCCACGUCCGUCGGCACGCAGCCUCCCACCCCGCAAACGCCCACCCCGGGAAAUAUGCUGGCGCUUCCUCAGCAGCCGGGAAUCGGGGCCGCUGCCGCACAGCAACAACAGGUCCAGCAGCAAAGUGGCGCCAUUCCUCCUCAGCAUCAUUUGCACCAUCAGUUUCAGUUGAUGGGCGCGGGAGGUGGAGGGGGGGUAAUGAACUCCCCCCAGCAGCAGAUGGUGCCUCCGCUGCAGCAACAGCAGCCCCCCAGUGUACAGCAACUGCAGCAGCAGCAGCAACACGCCGGCGCUUUGCCGCCAUACAAUCCCAGAGCACCGGGAGCUUCUCCUCUCCACCAGUCACUGGGGAAACCUGGACUCAGUCCCGUCACCCCACCUCAGCAACAACAAACAGCCAACCAGCUUCAAGGAUCCAUGCCCGUUCAAGGUCAGCAGCAAGGACCCCCUUUGGCAGCGGUCGAGACGGCUCUAAAAAUCCAACGGCUCGCGGAGACCCAGAGACAGAUGGCUCAGGCCCAGGCUCAGAUCCGAAGUUUAGGACAAGGGGGGAUGAUGCCCCAACAUCCUCAUCACCAAAACAACCCGGCCCAGAUGGGCAUGCCUCACAUGGGAGCUCAGGGGAUUCCCCCCCAGGCUCAAGGAAUCGUAGGCAGAACUAUGUUAGACCCCCAACAGCAGGGGAUGCUGGCUGGUAUGCAGCAAGGCGGCCCCCAGUCUCAGUUGCCCCCUCAAGUCCAGCAGCACCUCCAGCCCGGAGGCGGCGGGCAACUUCAGCAAGCCAACCAGCAGUGGGGGCCCGGCGGACCGGCGAUGAACCCGCAGCAAAGGUCCGCCAUGAUGGGUCACAUGACGGCCCAGCAGCAGUCGGCGGUCGCCCAGCAACAGCAGCAGCAACUCAACCAGCAACAAACUCAGCCGGGAAACCGCGGGCUGAUGCAGGUGAUGUCGGGAGGUGCGGCGGGGGCAGUGGGGCCGGGAAGCCUGCCGCAAGGCGCGCUACAGGAUCUCCUGAGAACGCUUCGCUCCCCGAGUUCGCCCCUCCAGCAGCAGCAAGUCCUCAACAUCCUCCGCUCCAACCCCACGCUCAUGGCGGCAUUCAUCAGGCAGAGAGCGGCCAGAUAUCAGGGGGGUCAAGGGGGACCUCCGCAAGGCUCUGGAGGCGUGAGAUUCCAAGGGACUGCUGGCGGGCUCCCUGGCGUAGGAGGGCCCGGGCCCAAUCAGUUGGCCGGCAUGGACAGCCAGCAGAUGAAUGUGAACCAAGCGGGUCAACCGGGAAUGAAUAUGGCCCAGGCGGGCGGUGCAGCAGCAAAUGUGCCCACAAUGGCUCAGCUUCAGCAACUUCAUCAGCAACAGCGUCCAAUGUUGCCUGGCAACCUACAACAACAGCAAAUGGCAGCCCUGCAGCAGCAGCAGCAGGGAGCAAUGCAAGCAGGCCAACAAAACAGUAUGUCCGGCAUGACUCCUCAUUUCAGAGAACUGUUGUUAAGGAGGCAGCAACAGCAGCAGCAGCAGCAGCAGCAGCAACAACAACAACAACAGCAACAGCAGAUGAUGAACCACGGACAGUUUCAACAAGGACAACAGGGCUUCAUGCAGCCUGGCCAAGGGCAGCCAGGAAUGCUCCAGUCUUCCCAAUCCCAACCUGGGGGCAGCGUGAGGGCUCCGGGGCAACAGCAGCAAGGAGGUCCACAGGGCGGUCCGGGGCAGCAAGGCUACCCGAGCAACGCAUCUCAAGUGGCCGCCGCUCUCCAGCAAAGGCUGCACCAAAUGCAGAUGCACCAACACCACCACCAACAACAACAACAACAACAGAAUUCCAUGGGAGGGCAUCAAGGGCAAGACGGAGGUCCGGGUAGCGGUGGGUCGGGGGGCAACCCCCUCCAGCCGGGACAAAUCGUACCCGGGCAGCAACAGCCAGGCGGCCCCCCGCUGCCACAGACUUCCCAAGCUCUGAUUCACCAGAACAUCCACCAGAGGCUCCUCCAGCAACAGCACCUGGGUGGGGGCUCCCCAGCGCAACACAGCAGUCCCAUGAGCCCCCAGCAGCAGAUGGCCCAGUCCCCGCACCCUCACCUCCAAGGCCAAGGCGGCCUGGGUCCGGCGGGUGCUCUGGGCAAUCAGGUGAGGUCGCCGCAGCCCUCGCCGCGGCCGCAGUCGCAGCCCCCCCACUCGAGCCCGUCCCCGCGCAUGCAGCCCUCGUCCUCGUCAUCGCAGCCGCAGCCGUCGCCGCACCGCAUUUCCCCGCAGACCCAGAGCAGCUCGCCCCACCCCGCCCACAUUGGCCAACAUCACCCCAAUAUGGCCCCGCCUCAACCGUUGCAGCAACAGCCGCCGCCAGGCGGUCCCGUAGAUCCCGGACAGUUCAGCUCGGACCAGAACUCCAUCAUUUCUCAGCUGAGUGGCAUGGCAGCCAUGCACGCCAACCAAGGGGGACAGUCGGACAUGUUGGCCCCAACUAAUAAUAAUAAUACUAAUAACAACAACAACCAGGAACUGGCAGCGAACAUGAACCACAACAGUUUGGACCUCAUGUAGCACAUUUGUGUGUCUUCAUGACAAACUGACACCACAGGAGAGGGUAGUCCAACUAAGGAUUUUACAAGUUUUCAUUUUUUUAUUUAAAUAUUUUUGUGACGUAUGACAAUGAACUGAAGCUUCCUAUGGGAGAUCCGCCGCAGAAAAUCCUAGAAGUCAAUAAAUGAAUAAAUUAAAAACAAUGGUAAAUUAUUGCUGUUUAAUAUAUAUCUAUUUUUGCCAGCUGUGUACAAAAUGGUGGAAGGGCAACAUUUCAGGUUGAAGAUAUUUCUUCCGUAGUCUAUUCCACAAUAUUUUUGGGGACACUUUUUUUUUGCGCCUUUUUAAUGAAUAUCUUUAAGAUUUUAAAUGUGGCGAAAAAUUUAAGUGAGUUGACGAGCUAUACUUUCUCCCCCACUCCCCCCCCCUGAAAGAAUAGUUUUCCUCCUCAAAUACCCAGUCAUGAUUGUAUCUAUUUUGGAGAGGGAUGACAACGACAGUUUAUUUUGUUUCUGUAUUUCUACUUUGUUGUUGUUUUUUUGUCAGCGGAUCGUAAAACAAGCCUCAACAUGUUUUGCAUUGCAGCUCUUCCAUCGUUUUUACAUCCUACCACAGUGACAUGUUUAGGGAGGGGGUUUAAUAGUUUUACGAUUGUACAUCUGAAACCCUGCCCCCACCCCCAAAGAGCUGAUGAGGCCAACUUUUGUUUAGCGUUUGGGUUGUAAUUGAUUUAAAAUUGGUGUACAUACAGUAUAUUUUCCAUCCUGGCCUCUGAGCUGAGAUUAAUUUGUAUAUUUUUUUUCCUGUAUUUUCAUUUGGAUGCUGCCGAGGUUUGCGAAACGCUUGUCGGCUUCUCCAGCUCCCUCCUCACUAAUUGCUCCCAGCCACAAAGUUUAAAUUCAUUGUUGGUACUGUACAAAGUUGAGAAAUGGUGGAUUUAGAUACUGUAUUUUGUCAUGCAAAUGAAAGAUGGAAAAAAAACUGUAUAUAGUUCAAAACAUUUACCCUCACGCCCUUAGAUUGGUUAUUUUGUGUGGAUAAAAACAACACACAGGUCCUCCCGAGCUGCUGUACAGUAUUGAGAUUUGUCUUUCCUUCAAGACUUGGAAUAAGGUGUUAGGCGGCCACAUGCACCAAUGCGCCUUUUUUUUUCUCGCCCCUUGUGUAUCGUUUGAAGUGAAGCAGACAAACGUUUAGUCACACAUGAACAAUCCCACAAACUGGAUGUGAAAACCGCCAUGUCAAUGCGACGCCAGCCGCGGCAGGGGGGGUUCGGUUUCUCGUCGUGUGACCUAAAAGAUUUCAAAAGUGGUUAUUUAGCUUUUUACAAAGACACAACAGUCACGUGAUCACUAUUUUUCAUUCGGGGGGUUUGGGAACCAGGUGGCAAUAUAUCUUGAGACUUAUUUUAUAAGAAAAAGGAAGAAAAAAAUCAAGGAAAAACUCUUUUAUAUAUAGAUAUAUUAUUUAAUUUUUAUUUUUUUGGAAAUAAAACUUGAAGAUACAAGAAUUAGAUAAUUUUGUUUUGUAUUGAAUAUAUGGUGAUGCAAAACGACACUGCAGACAGUCCUUCAUUUUGCCCUGGGAGUGUAUUAUACCAUCCUCUUUGAAGAAAUGUUUCAUGUACAUGAAUAUAGAUGUAAACAUAGUCACUGUAAAAACCCAUGGCAACUGAACAAAAAUGUUUUGUUAAUAGCAUUUCCACCCCCCUCCCCCCCAAAAAAGAAAAAAGAAGUGACUGGAAGUAAGACUAUUUAAAUAUUAGUUAAGUAUUCAAAUGGAAUCUUUGACCACUUUUUUUCGUUCUCUUGUUAUAAAAUUUCGGUGCUUGCUGAGAGAAAGCAAAAAUAACGUGCUCCAUUUUCAUCUUUUUUUUUAAGUUAUUUUGGUGGUCUGACUGUUUUUUUUUGCCAAUAAAUUAAUUGUACAAUAAAGUAUCUUUGUACUGUUUGGUA
This is a messenger RNA of Hippocampus zosterae (dwarf seahorse), 10819 nucleotides long. It is a transcript of the gene ep300a, whose product is annotated as E1A binding protein p300 a. Gene Ontology annotation, cellular component: transcription regulator complex; histone acetyltransferase complex; nucleus. The transcript has 31 exons. The record is from RefSeq and is a predicted model, not a curated record. NCBI's taxonomy places the organism in Eukaryota, Metazoa, Chordata, Actinopteri, Syngnathiformes, Syngnathidae. Gene Ontology annotation, molecular function: histone acetyltransferase activity; chromatin DNA binding; protein binding. The coding region runs from base 534 to 8885 and encodes 2783 amino acids. Gene Ontology annotation, biological process: positive regulation of transcription by RNA polymerase II.